Cercospora beticola is the source of this 840-nucleotide messenger RNA. RefSeq lists its product as uncharacterized. Lineage: Eukaryota; Fungi; Ascomycota; Dothideomycetes; Mycosphaerellales; Mycosphaerellaceae. The record is from RefSeq and is a predicted model, not a curated record.
AUGGCUGUAUUGCGCAACUUCUAUCUUCUCUGGCUGCCCAUCGCUCUCUUCUGCCUCGUCCUCCCCGUCAAAUCGAAAUUCAACGCGCAUCAAAACUACGUGCGUGGUGCCUUCGCCAACAAAAUCGCCUCCCUAGAAGCUGAAUAUGGGGAAGGGAUCGAUACUUCUCUCGAAGGCUAUGACCACGAACCUGUCGCGGUCGCAAUACACCAAGCUCAUGAGAAGCGACGUGUCGCAAUUCUGAACGCACGAGACAACAUUGCCAAGCAGGCGGAGAUUGUGAAGCGACAGCUGGGAGGAGACGUCGAUACUAGUCUUGAAGGCUACGACAUCAGCGCGAUCGAUGUGGAUGAAGUGGACGAUACUACCCUGGGCAGGAGGGACUUUACUACAGGCUUCGCCGACGAAGAUGACAUCCUAGGCCAUCGACAUUCUGCCCGUUCAAACACUCCACUAAAGAACUACGAACCUGGCCAAGCCGAUUUUGAAGACGAGGACAUCGAUUUCUCCCUCGAGGGAUACGAAACCUAUGAACAUCCCACGCUAACCCGUCGUGCUGACGAUGACGACGAUGACGAUGACGAUGAAGAUGGUUGGCCGUCGGACGUCGACUUCAGUCUUGAAGGCUAUGAUACUUCUCACUUGACGCGACGAAGCAACCAAGAGGAUGUAAACGAUCGGUACCAAGAUGCCGCUGAUGAGGACUUGGGAUUCGACGACGAUGAGCUUGACAGUCUUGCAGCGCAAGCAACGGCGGCUGCAGAAGCUGCGAGAGCAAAGGCGAAGCGAGCGGCCGAAGGAUGGUAUGAGAAUGUAAAGAGAUGGAUAGGGGUCUCUUGA